GAGGAGGAUGAGAACAUGGGCAGGUUAUUGAAAAUCAUACCCAAUAUUGGGCCUUAUCUGACAAAAGCAACUAUAACUCACAGGCAACAAAAUGGACAAAGACAAGAACAGCUGCAGCAGGCAGAACUCACCUUCAGACACCAGAUCGCAGGUCAUGAGAAGAAUGCUCAGGACAACUGGAUCAAGCCUCAGAUCUGGGAGAGGGAAACGGCAGAGCAGAGCCAGGAGGUCGCCCGCUUGAAACACAGACUGGAUGGGAUGGAAGGAAAGAGGCUGUUUGAGGGAUACAGGAGGCGGAGACCAAUGCCUGGAAGUCCAGAGACACAGAACCCUCCGAGGAGAGGUAAGGAGCAUGUGGUGACGUGCAGCAGCCUAAUUUCUGCGGCAAAGCCUUUUCCUGUGGGUGAUCAUCGUGUGUCCUGGACAGAACCACAAUUACUACCUAAGGAUAGCAGGUGGUCUGAAGGGGUGACAGGAGGGCGUUCUCCUCUGGUGCCCCAGGCAGCGGAGCACCUGUCCCUGUGACUGGUGGAGCUCAGGCCCCUCCCCUGACUGCGGACCCUCCCACCUCCUCCAGCAUCCCCUAGCUAAAGAGAGGAUCCUGGAGGGGAUGACGGGACAUGGGCCUUAGCUUUCUUCCCACCUUGACACGAUGUGAAGACUUUAUUUUAGUUUUAUUUCAGGAGUUCAUUUCGUUACUAUUUUUAAUGUUGUCAUUUUAUUUUUUU
This is a messenger RNA of Acinonyx jubatus (cheetah), 728 nucleotides long. Its product is annotated as transport and Golgi organization protein 1 homolog. Lineage: Eukaryota; Metazoa; Chordata; Mammalia; Carnivora; Felidae. Gene Ontology annotation, biological process: endoplasmic reticulum to Golgi vesicle-mediated transport; vesicle cargo loading; protein secretion. Gene Ontology annotation, cellular component: endoplasmic reticulum exit site; endoplasmic reticulum membrane. The transcript has 4 exons. The record is from RefSeq and is a predicted model, not a curated record. Bases 16 to 525 code for a protein of 169 amino acids.